AUCUCAGCGCGUAGGAUGAGAUGCAUAGAAAAAGUAUCAACUGAGAAAGAUCCCAAGGAAGAGAAAGAGGAGGAAGAGUCUGCCCUUGCUCAGGAAGCUCCCGCCGCAGCAGCUCGGCCUAGUCGGGGCUGGCGCGGCAGCAGCCGCACGUCCGUCUCUCGGCAUCGCGAAGCGGAGAACACCCGCAGCUCUCGGUCCAAGACUGGUUCACUGCAGCUCAUCUGCAAGUCGGAGCCAAACACAGAUCAGCUCGAUUGUGAUGCCGCAGAAGAGCAUCAGUCUCCAGCAGGCGUUAGUGAUGAAGAAGAGGAAGAGGAAGAAGAGAUGUUGAUCAGUGAAGAAGAAAUACCAUUCAAAGAUGAUCCAAGAGAUGAGACCUACAAACCCCACUUAGAAAGGGAAACCCCAAAGCCACGGAGAAAAUCAGGGAAGGUGAAAGAAGAGAAAGAGAAGAAAGAAAUAAAAGUGGAAGUCGAGGUGGAGGUGAAAGAAGAAGAGAAUGAAAUUAGGGACGACGAGGAGCCUCCUAGGAAGAGAGGAAGAAGGCGAAAAGAUGACAAAAGCCCACGAUUACCCAAAAGGAGAAAGAAGCCCCCCAUCCAGUACGUCCGCUGUGAGAUGGAAGGCUGCGGCACCGUGCUCGCCCACCCGCGCUACCUGCAGCACCACAUUAAAUACCAGCAUUUGCUGAAGAAGAAAUAUGUCUGUCCCCAUCCGUCCUGUGGACGACUCUUCAGGCUCCAGAAGCAACUUCUUCGACAUGCCAAACAUCAUACAGAUCAAAGAGAUUAUAUCUGUGAAUAUUGUGCUCGAGCCUUCAAGAGUUCCCACAACCUGGCAGUGCAUCGGAUGAUUCACACCGGCGAGAAGCCACUCCAAUGCGAGAUCUGUGGAUUUACUUGUCGGCAAAAGGCAUCCCUUAAUUGGCACAUGAAGAAACACGAUGCAGACUCCUUCUACCAAUUUUCUUGCAAUAUCUGCGGCAAAAAGUUUGAGAAGAAGGACAGCGUGGUGGCGCACAAAGCGAAGAGCCACCCUGAGGUGCUGAUCGCCGAGGCCCUGGCCGCCAACGCCGGCGCGCUCAUCACCAGCACAGACAUCCUGGGCACCAACCCCGAGGCCCUGAGCCCGCCCGCCGAUGGCCAGGGCCUGCCACUGCUUCCCGAGCCCCUGGGUACCCCCGCCCCCGGAGAGUGCCUGCUGCUGGAAGCCGAGGGCGUAUCCAAGUCCUUCUGCGGUGGGCCCGAACGGGUGAGCCUGGUGGCCGACGGCAAGCUCUUCGUGGGCGGCGGGGGCGGCGCGGGCGCGGACGGGCUGGUCAUGAACUCGGACAUCCUCGGUGCUACCGCAGAGGUCCUGAUCGAGGACUCGGACUCUGCGGGGCCGUAGCCAGGGGCGGACCGGGCGCUGGGACGGCUCAGACUUUGUAUUUAAAAGACAAAAAGGACAAAAAAAAAAUUUAAAGCAUUUAAAAAUCUAGUGAAAUAACUGAAGGGCCUGCUCUUUCCAUUGGGUCACAGCACACACACACACACACACACCCAUACACACACACACAUCCCCUCUUCUCCCUCUGUCGUCCCCUUUAUAAAAUUGGCAUUGCCUUUCCCAGAAAGCUUGACAAAGAAGCCGCUGCAGCAGCUCUUAAAGGAAGGGUUCUUUUUAAACUCAUUUCCAGCCAGGCAGACUUCCUGCUCAUCAGCAGACACCCUGCCCCUUUCUCCCUGCAACUUGGACGUGCUCUGGAUCAGCUUUUAACUCUUAAUAAUAUACUGAUAUCCUCUCAACCCCUUCUCCUUUCCCGCUGCCCCGUGGUUCUGGCUUCUACCCUUGUAGCACAUGUAUCUUCCAAGGAUCAUAUACUUCUAAUCUCUGGAGGCUGGCAGCUUGACUUGGCACUUUAGGGCCCCUGAGCAGCGUGAGCUGUUAAAACAGCACACAUCUCACCCCCUCUCCCUCCACUCCCUCUGGGUGAAGGAAGUCAGGCAGGCUGCGUGGGGACCACCUCCCUCCUCUUGACCUUCUCCGCCUUCCUCGCCCGCCCCCAGCUCCUCCGUAAGGUUCUCAGUGGUGCUCACUCGUUUGCAAGCAGGCUCCCGGCCAGGAGGGGCCGCUAGCCACGUGGUCUCUGACCAUAGACAGGGCUCCAUUGGUGAGAAGCCCCAGACUGGUGACAGAAUUUGCACUUUGAACAUGUGUGUUUUUGUGUUGUGGAACCUGAGAUUCCUUAUUUAUUAACGGAAAGUCAGAUUUUUUUUUUUUUUGUCUCUGUUGCUAUAUUUUGUGGGGCUGGGCAAGAUUACGCUAUUUUGACGUGGGGUCCUUUGCAUCAGAGGUACUCGUAGAAGGCAAGCUAGAGGGUUGCAGAAGCUCAGCCAGCCCCUGAGGUCACAGCGCUCCAGUGGCCUUGCCACAGAGCUGGUCCUCAGCACCAACAGAAGCACUACAGGGCUUUUCUGGAAGCCUCUUCAGGAAAGGACGGUGGGGGUGUCGUAACCAGCGCUGCUUGAGCUUGCAGAGCAUCGCGGUUCAGGAAUUUUGAGGGGAUGAAGGAGGUUAUUCAGGGUCUGAACUACAGAUGCGAGGUUUUCUCUUGAGAAGUCUUCAUUUCCUUUUUGUCCCCGUCAUUUCUCUGUCCGCACGGCCUGUGGCCCGGCUCCGGCCCCUUUGUCUUCGCUUUGUUUCAUCACGGGUUCGUCCCAGUUCCCAGCUGGUGAAGGGCACUGCCGUCAGAGAAGGAACCGUCUGAGGCAGAUGGUUUUAAGUCACAGGAGAUGGUUCUGUUCUGCUUCCCUUGUAAUAACACUUCAGAAGAAGAAAGUCUUCAGCGCAGUUAAUAGCCUGUACGAUGCCUUGGCUUUCACCUGCAAUUCCAGGAGUCACUAUUGCCCUUAAGGGAUUUUCAUGGGCUGGGUCGCUGACCGCCGUCCAUGGAAGAUGACAGUCGUGGACAGCUUCACAACUUCCAGAAGACUGAAAACCUACGUAGGCUCAUUUUUAGAGAACCGGAAGGGCAGUUUCUAUCCUACAUACCUCAGAAACUGGAAUUAAAGGCUUGCCCUGUUCAUUGUUUGUUAGAAAUGCAUAACAGCUGUUGGAAAGAAUGGAGCUUUGCUGAGAACAGAAUAAGGAACAGCUUGUUUUUCACAAACACUAAAACUACAAAGUUUAUCAGUUUUCUCUCUCAUCCCCCCCGCCCCCCAAAAGAAGGGUAACAAAAUGUCAUCUCUGAAAGAGGCUUGCUCUCCACCCACUGGUGUGAGUGUUGGAAUGCCAGGGGGUACGGAGGGACGCGUCUGCAGUGAGAGUCUUAGGUUUGUGUUCCCUGUGGAGGCUUUGCAGUCGCCUCCAGGGCGGGGCAGAGAGAGGAGUAAGGAUGGGAGGAAUAUGAAUGUCCUUUCCUGGCCACACUGAGGACUUGGAGUUGACUUUGGUGUGUUGAGUAGAUGUGAGACUACUGUAAGAUUAAUCGGAUGGGUCUACAACGAAGUUCUUUUCCCAUAUAAGUCCAUUGGUUCACUAGCAGGCGUCUAUACCUGCCACUUCUUGUCAUUGUCACGUUUAUCUUAUCCUUGUUCUCCAUGAAUUACAUUUGCAGCAGUUAGUCAUCGAAUGUUUUAGCCACCUACACAAAAGCAAGCUGCAUUUUUAAAAGAAAACUUGAAGACAGAGAGAAAAUAUUUUCUUCCCUUGAUCACACUCCUCCCCACCAAAAGCAACUCAUCAGUCCUCAUGAUUUGAAGCUCCCCUUUCACUCUUCAUAGCUACCAUUUGCCUGUAAUUUGCUUCAGUAAAUUAUUGUAGCAGAUUGCGGUGAAUUUUCAGGUAUUUUUCAUGGAUUUAGUUUUUUUUUCCCCCUUUUGAGAGAGGGAUGCCAGCAAAGGAAAGAGGUAUUUUAAGUAAACUGUCACUAGUUUCUCUUCCCUUUAACUUUCUGCUCCUCAGAUAUCUACAUCACUGUCCUUCUAAGGAACUCAGUCUUAACAUUCUCCAUUUCCUACUCUUAAUCAAAUUCUGCUACAUUUUAAUACCUUUUUCCCACAGCACGUUCUCCAUUUUUAUUGGGCGGUUCUGGAUUCUGAAAACAGGCGUUGUUUCUCCAAGGCGUGCUUUCCCCUUGCCUGUGGUAGCCCGGGGUUAUUUUGCAUAACUGAGACUUAAUAUGUUUCAGAGAAUUUAGAUAAACACUGGCCAGGAUGACUGGGAGUAAAAAAAUAGAUAUGGAAAAGCACCCACAUAGAGCACUUGAACCUCCUUAGAACCUGUUUGGAGAAAAAAUAUAGAGUGUACUAAACCUCACUAAGGUUAUUAUGGUCAGGCUGUUUGAAGCACCAUCUUUCCCUCCUGCCUUUUUCCCACCUUCCAAUGUACUCAAGAAAAUUGAAAAAUUGUAAUGAAUCAAUUUAAAAUAUUUUAUUUCCUAAAAGCCUUUUUUGCCUGUUGUAAUAUGCAGGACCCUUCUCCUUUGAUGGGAGAGAGACAGGUAGUUACCUGAAUCUAGGUCGAAAAGGUUAUGUAAAAAGAAAUUAUAAUAAAAGGGAUACUCUGCUUUUCAAAUCCUUGUUUUCUCUUAAUCUAGCUAAGGCAUAUCCAAAAUAAAAUGUAAAGAAGGAAAAUAAAAAUUGUCUUCAUGGAAGCAA
Odocoileus virginianus texanus is the source of this 4640-nucleotide messenger RNA. Lineage: Eukaryota; Metazoa; Chordata; Mammalia; Artiodactyla; Cervidae. The record is from RefSeq and is a predicted model, not a curated record.